Molecule: messenger RNA, 11109 nt
Organism: Spirometra erinaceieuropaei
Lineage: Eukaryota; Metazoa; Platyhelminthes; Cestoda; Diphyllobothriidea; Diphyllobothriidae
Source: the annotation of a GenBank genome assembly
AUGGAGGAGGAAGAGAAUAACCAGCUGGCAUUCCUUGAUGUCCUCGUCUGUCGCACAGAUUGUGGUGGCCUAAAGACCAAAGCGUUCAAAAAAGCAACGAACACGACGCAAAUUCUGAAUUUCAACAGUAACCCCCCAAUCAGCCACAAACGCAGUUGCGUAAGAACGCUAUUUCGGCGUGUUGAGACGCACUGCAGUGAACCGGAAGACAAGGCUGCCGAAUUCCAAUAUCUUCGACGGGUUUUCCGAGAAAACGGUUACCCGCGCAUCUUCGUCAACCAGUGCUUGCGCAAACGAGACGAGCGACAAAAUCGCGCCGACCCCAAAUUCUGGCGAGCGAUCCCGUACAUCAAGAACGUCUCCGAGGCCGUUAGCAGCCUUCUUGCACCACUUGGGGUUGGAGUUGCGCACAGACCGGAGGCCACCAUGAGGCGUCAAGUGAUGAGACCAAAAGACCCACUGCCACGACAAGAAACAUCUGGAGUCGUUUACCGGAUCUGGUGCAGUUGCGGACAAAGCAACUACGUCGGAGAAACUGGAAGACUGCUCCGGACUCGAAUCGCUGAAAACGUGGCAGCUGUACGGAGAAAUGACGCCAACUCUCAGGUCGCGGCCCAUUCGACGAGACCCGGCCACACAUUCAAGUUCGAUGAGGCCAAAAUUCUCGCAAGAGGGGAUAAUCGCGUUAGCCGCAAGUUGCUUGAGUCAUGGUUCACGGGACCUCAGUCUAUCAACAAGUGCAACGACAUCCCCACUCCAUAUUCUGUCCUGAGGUAUAGACUGGCCAAAGCAAUUGACCACUCGAGGAGCGCGCAAGCACGUGAGCCAGAUGGCCGNUUGAAACUGAAACCUAUCCUACCUUGUGGAAGGAAUCACACAUUUUGCCCAUUCCUAAGCACGGCAAAUCUACAUCAUUUGAUGACUUUCGGCCAAUAAACACCCUCCCUGCAGUUUCGAAGAUCUUAGAGACAUUGAUCAAAGAGAAGAUGAUGUGUCACUUAACAGUGAAUAACUUACUGAGUGCUGCUCAGCAUGGAUUCCUCAAAGCUCGAUCUUGUAACACCUGUCAGCUAUCUUUCUUUGACUAUAUUCUCCAAUCUAGGAACAAUGGUUUUGAACUUUACACUGUAUAUUUCGAUUUCACUAAGGCUUUUGAUAGUGUUGACCAUGCUCUUCUUCUCCUGAAACUGUCCUCUUUCGGAAUAGGUGGCAAACUUUUAAAUUGUAUAACCUCUCACCUGGGCGCUCGUACACAACGAGUCGAUAUUUCCAAUGCUGUCUCCAACCCCACAUGUUUGAGGAGUGGAGUCAUUCAGGGUAGUGAACUCAUCCCUCUUUAAUUUUCCUUUUUGUUAACGCUGUACCCGUUGUAUUGCAUAAUAGUUCGCCCUUCGUGUAUGCCGAUGAUCUUAAAGUUGCAUAUCGAUAUAAGCCGGCAGAUCAUGACAUCGUGCUCGAGCUCCUAAAGAGCGAUCUACAGGCUUUCGCCCAGUGGUGCCGCACAUGGCGCCCUUCUCUUUCUUGGCAUAAGUGCUCAGUCAUGGUGGUUGGCGACGACCACCAACCUCAACUAAAUAUUGAAGGUCACUCCAUAAAUGUGCUCAGGGUUAUAAAGGAUCUGGGCAUAUCAUACUCCAAGAGUCUCAAUCUCUCGGAUCACUGUGUCUUUAUAGUCUCCAAAGCACGCAGAACGACCGGGUUUAUCCUCCGAAACUUUAAAACUAGGGACAUUAGAAUGUGCCUUUUCAACAUGUACGUUAGACCUGGUCUGGAAUAUGGUUCGUUUUUAUUUAGCCUCAUGCGUGCUACUGAGCGGAAGAAAAUAGAAUUCGUUCAACAUUUUUUUACCACGAGAAUUUUAACCCCGGAACACCGACAUUUGUCUUGUCAAGAACGUUGCCGGCUUAAGGGCUUUGAUCCUUUAUGGUUCCGUAGAUUACAAAAGAGACUAUUUUUGCUAUUUAAACUCUUAUAUAAUCACACAUUUAACCCACUCACUUCUUUAAGACAUCAUGUUCACCCCCGACGUAACAGUCACCGUGAGGUCUUCUUAUUUCUGCCUCUGGCACGUACUGUUAAAUAUCGUCGGUUCUAUUCUGUAAAUGCAAUUGCUAUUUGGAAUAAACUACCCAUGAGUGUGAAAACUCUGCAAAAUUAUCCUUUAUUUAAGAGAACUAUUACUGGAUUUUUGCAUUUAGAAAAGCUUCCUCAAAUUUUGGGUUCUGAAUCCAUUGAUCGACUUACCGUAGCGAUGGCGUUUGUGGUCUCUGAACACUAUGGCCGGUCUCACCAGUUGUUCCUCAACGCCUCUACUUUGACUAUCCCCAACUUCAUGAAAGGAAUUGACGUCCGAUGAUCUCCGAUACCGUGCAACCCCCUCCCCCCCUUCUUGACGGUCGAAAAUAUACCGCCAGCAGUUUUUUUUUCUCCUGAACCCUUCAAACCAUAAAAACCAACAUCAACUAUAUUUUUAUUCUUCAGGAGUUUUUUUUACUGCUGGUCGGAUUUGUGUUUAAUCGCUUCCCUUGCCAAUGCCUGUAAACUUGCAUUAAAUAAAAAUUUGUUCAUUUAUUUAUAUGAUUUUGUGCAAUGGAUUCUAAACGGACAUCGUCAGGACAAAAACUGUCGUUAAUGAAGGGGUAAGUAUGAGGGUCAAACAGGAUUGGCCUGCAUGUGGUAGCGUAUAAGGUGUUAUAAACAGGCAUCGUCGGGCAGAAGAAAUUUCACUCCCGAAAGGGUAAGUAUAUGAGUCAUACAGGACUGGCCUGCAUGCGACUGCUUAAAAGAGAUUCGAAACGCACAUCGUAAAGGCAGAGUUCCUAAACCAAAUAAGGCUAUUUGCGUUUAAAUAACGAGGCGAGAGGAACCCAGAGGCGGUCACAGUCCGCUUACAGUCCAGCCGAGGAGGAGGCACGGGAGAUAGGAUCAUGAGAUGUCUUUGCGGAACGAUCAACCUACUAGUAGAUAGCGAAUACAGAGGACCCCGACGCGUGCGUCGACUGACCGCUUGGGCUAGAAAUGAAAUGUCAUAAUGAACCGCGAAAACCAUCGCUGCGGGGUAAAAAUAGUAACAAUGAACUUAGUUGCCAAUUACCAGAGUGUUGUGAAAAUAUAAGUGAGGGUUUCUACUUGAUUUACCACUAAAUCCCAGGGGAUCCUUCUCAAAGUCAAGAAGCUGGGUGUUCGGGAACGAAACGGUCCAUACCGACCUUAUACUUUCUAAUGCAAGUUGCCUGUGCAAUUUCAAUUUGAAUUCCGAUAACCUAGGCAAUGACUUAAGUUUAAGUUGAAGAUUUUCCCAAAGAGAGACAUAUUUGGAUGCAAAAAGGGGAAGCGCUUAGAUUGAGAGCAGAGAGGCGGCGGAAUCACCAUAGAGGAUUUACGCGUGGCCUAAGAGCGAUCUCUCGGGGUGACAGUGUCAAUGCGCCGAAGACUGAAACGAGAGUUAAAGCGAAAAUGGAAGCAAAGGCUAACUUUGAGUCUUCUAACCCCGAAAAACUUAAUGUUCGCCAGCUGACAUCUCUGAGUAUAGGAAAUACCAGAUGCAACUUGAGAGCAGAGUUUCCGAGUGAAAGCUCUCUGGAUAUUUUCGAUCUUAAAGCAGUCGCAGGCUAUCCUUAAACCGAAGAAAGGACAGCAGUUUCCUAGGACAGGAAGAACAAACAUUUGAAGAAGUCUUAGCUCCAUUUCCAGAAGGGAAAGAUGUGCGAUAUGAGCCCACAUAUCUGUGCGGCUUUGGCAGAGAUUCUAUCUGCAUGAAGUGAUAAAGUAAGAUUAUUUCUAUAACUUAAACCUAGGUCCUUUAUGGUGAAGCAUUCUGAGAGUGGGUUAUUUUGAGAAAUUAAAAGACGAGGAAGCUUGACAGGGCCAAAAGACAUGAAAUUACACUUAGACUAUGAAAACUCCAUGUGCCAUGUUGAACGCCAUCUGUUUAAGCGUAGUAAAUCGGCAUUAAUUUUUUCAGCACAAACAUGUAUGGUGCUCUUCGAAUAUGUGUAAACGCAUUUGAAGUCAUCGACAUAAAUAACAGUUUAUGAAUUUCUGCUUUCGGACAAAAUAUCAUUGAUGUAAAGAAGGAAGCGUUGCGGACUCAGAAUCAUGCCCUGUCCGCAGAUUGACCUCCGAUUCGGAGGAUGAUGACGACGAGGACAUAAUGGACCGACAGUCUGAAAUGCGACUAGCUGGUUGCCCGGCGCUACCACGCAUACUUCAGUAAGCAGCAGUAACUCUGACGGUUUGUGGGGCAAGGCUUGACAGAAAUGUAUGUAACCCUUCCCCCGGAUGGGGCAGCAGUCCCAUCGCUUCAGUAAGCAGGUUGGAUAUAUUAUUUUUUUUCACUGCUGGUCGGAUUUAUGUUUAAUCGCUUCCCUUGAAAAUGCCCGUAAACUGGCAUUAAAUAAAAAAUUUAUUUAUUUAUUCCAGACUGCAAACGGAAAAGGAUGCUUCUAGGGCGCGGAGUGACAUUUGAAGGUCAAUGCAGACCGACUUGACAUCUCUACGGUUAGGACUUUAUCUAUGCCGUUUGAUUAAAUUUAUUAAGUAAAACAGUUGACAACAUAGUCCAGAACCAGACGAUCAUUCUUGAGGGGUUACGGCAACAUCGCGCACUCAUGGUUGAGAAGCUUGGGCAAAUACUUCCCUCCGUCGUUGUCAGACAAAGGCCUCCUACACUGCGCUUGCUGCUAUGCACCAAGGCCGCUUACGAGGACCUCGUCGGCAAGCUAAAUGAUGAGGACGAUUUUCGACAGGAAUUGGUAUGUCUUAGCCCUGGAACAUCGCCAUUUGUCUUACCAAGAACGUUGACGCUUACAGGCCUUGAUCCUUUAUGGUUUCGUAGAUUACAAAAGGGACUAUUUUUGCUAUUUUAGUUUUUAUAUAAUCGCAACUUUAACCCACUUACUAAUUUAAGACAUCAUGUUCACCCCCCAACGUAACAGUCACCGUGAGGCCUUUUUAUUUCUUCCCCUGACACCUACUGCUAUAUAUCGUCGGUUCGUUUCUGUAAAUGCAAUUGAUAUUUGGGAUAAACUACCCAGGAGUGUGAAAACUCUGCAAAAUUAUUCUCUAUUUAAGAUAACGUUUACUCGAUUUUUGCAUUCAGGAAAGCUCCCACACAUUUUGGGUGCUGAAUCCAUUGAUCGACUGUACCGUAGCGAUGGCGUUUGUGGUCUCUGAACAUUAUGCCUGGUCUCACCAGGGACAAUUUCUUUGGCCGACAGCGACAGCUGUUCUCCACUACCUCUAUGUUGACUAUCCAUAACUUCAUGAAAGGAAUUGGCGUCUGAUAAUCUCCGAUACCGUGCAACCCCUCCCUUCUUGACAGUCGAAUGUAUGCCGCCAGCAGUUUUUUUCUCCUUAACACUCCAAACCAUAAAAGCCAUUAUCAACUAUAUUUUGAUUCCUUUUCCACAGGAGUUUUUUCCCCUGCUGGCUCGAUUUGUGUUUGACGCUUCUCUGACAAUGCCUGUAAACUAAAAUUUAAUAUAAUAAUAAUAAUUAUUAUUAUUAUUAUCAUUAUUAUUAAAUAUAGAGCUUUAUUUACUCCCAUGUCUUAUAGAUGAAACUACUUGUCCUUGUUGGCGGAAAAAAUAACAAGGGGUUCGUGGGAAUCUCGUCAGCACACUGUUAGGACCAACUCUAUGCCUUAGCUACUGCUGGGGAGGCUCAAUGGGGAAACAGUCCAUUGUUUGUAGUCCUCUAUACGCACGCCUGUGUGGCAAAUUUUCCUCAUUUGUUAGCCGCUCAGACGCCAUUGGCCUGAUCUCUAAGCUUAAUGAUUGAGUCCACGAAAUGGUUCGUGGGACUGCCGUUGACUGGUUUCAUGGAUCGAGGGAUCGGUAAGGCGGCCUGUCCAAACGCCGGAAGGCAGUUGAAGGAACCAGCAAUGAUACACGUUAUCCCAUACCGUCUCUAUAUGAAGACACGGUAAUUGUCAUCAAUAAUAGUUAUGUAUUCAAGGUUAAAUAUUCAUACCACUGUAGUUAAUUUAAUUAUCGCUAAAACUUUCAAUUAAAUUUUGCGGUAUUAAUUCGCCUGCGUAGUGUCUCAGGCAUCCGUCGACCAUGUGCUAUCCUAACAAUUGUUUUUCUUCACAUAUAGGAAUCAGCCGUCGAGUAGGGGCCUUAUUGAACGCCUAAGUGAAUGGCAUAACAUAUGUCACUAUCAAUGUAUACGCAGUUCACUGACAUUUACUGCGAUUGUGCAUAUUUUCCAAUUGCUUUUUAGUGUCUGCAAUAAAUAUAUCAUUCACAUGCAUUUGCGUCGUCUGCACUGUGUCCGAUUUUGAGUGCCGACUAGUGGAUACAUAUACGACGGGGUCAUCGGGAGUACUAUGCAGUACGUAGCACUCCACAGUCUCCGAGGCGUUUUGGAGUGCAACAUGCGGGAACGCUGAGCCACUGCGCCUCAGGUGAUUCACCAUACAGAUUUUUUAAAGGGGUGCCAAAAGUGAACGAAAAGACGACGUUCCCUGCGCACUUUUCUCCUUCGACGGGACUAGACGGUGUCGUCGCGUGGAGCACCCCUCCACAGUCUCUUUCGUAGCUCCACCAAGUCCUUACAUAGGCCCCUCCGACCCCGCCAUCUUUGAGGAGCCUCUGUGAGACUGGUGCAGGCAGAGCAAUUUAUUUGUCCAAGCUAUUGACUGCAGUCCGGCAAUCUUAUGGUGCGGAGAUACAGGUGCCUACUUUAAUGCUUUCAAGACGGCCAUUACUUCCUAUUCAAAUAAUUGACUGAUGUUUGCUGACUGUCGUGGAUGCUGCGCAUUAAGUCUCGGACUGCUGGCAACUCGACCUAUACUACCUUCCCCUCUUCACAGAUUUAUACUUGUGUCGUUCAGCUCGGAUAAAGUUUUUGUUCACGUUCUUGUGAAUGAGUACACGGAACUUACGUAAAGCUUUUUACCCUUAAACAACUUUGAACCUUAGACUCCAACUUAGGUUGUAGGGCGUUUCUCCAAGGUUGGCGGCACUUUCUAAUUGGUCUUCCUGUUCGAAUUAGGGUAAGUUCGGUCCUACUAACUGAUAUUAGACUUCCUUUCCGCUAAACUUACCCGUUCUUUCCAUUUUUGGAUUACAUCGCGGUCUUCAUACGUCUUAUCCCGAUUUCACUCCCCUUGUUUUACCGUUUUCGAUAUAAUACACGGCUCAAUUGAGGGUACUGGCCAAUUGGUGCCUCGACAGUAGUUUCUCCACCUUCCGCUACGUGAAGAUGACACCCAAAUUUUUUCACGGAGUAAAUCAUUCAAAUCACCGAUGACAAGACGACAUUAAAUUCGGACCGGCUUGAUUAUUUGUCCUCAUUUAGAAAACGGCAUGCCGAUCAUGCAUGAUCGACAGUUUGCAAACAUGUCCGAGUAGAAGACAACUGAUCAUAUAACAAAAGAUGUCAGAUUUAAGUACAGGCGAGGAAUGACGUAGGCAUAUCUUCUGCCCAAGGAAGUGAGGUCUGAAGGAACAUGAAACUUAUGGCGCGAUACUUCGUUGUUUGAAGACGAUGAUAUAGUGAUCUUUAUUAGUUUGUGGAAGAUAGAGUUAGGAGUUCCUAUGAUUAAGCUGGAACUGGAUGGAGAACACGCUCUAAAAUGGCGAAAAGAACAUAUGUGUGCCGAUUUCGGAGAUGCCGCCAUAUCGAGCUCUAUGCAUCUUGAUAAGUUAUGAUUGCCUGCCUGACCAUGGCCAUGUAGUUUAUCUCUUGCCUCCUCUUGGACUCCUUAAAUGGCGACUUUUUCAGAUGCCGGACUGUUGGUGGCAAUAGUCCAAAAAUGCCUUUGAAUUGGGUCAAAUUUAUUGGACCAAGUUUUGUGGAGCAUUCAGGUGUUUACUUUAAAACACGCGGUCAGCAUCUGCGUGCUGCUUCAUAUGCCUUUAAAGUCAGCGAAAUGCAAAUAAAAAUUUUGCAUUCAGAAAUGCUGCAUCUUAUAUACAUUGAGUGUUGCCGGCCCAACUCAGGUAUUACACAUCAUAUUCUUAUCAACCUAUGGGCCCACCCGUACCUGAGCCUUUUGCAUCUAACUGGCAGCAGUGUCACGCGCGACCAGACUUAAUUGAUCAUCCAUUCGGGUGAGUGCAGCACAAGCGAACCGAUCUCGGGCUUUUUUCGAGGGAUCACGCUUCAGCGAACUAAGCUAGUCGAUUGUGAUUUUUACAUUUUCACUAGCAUAACCCGGUCGGUUAGUCGGGCACAGAUUCGUCUGCAAAGCCGUGUCAGUAGUGCACCGUUGGCUGAGCCAACACUCAAGAGUUCUGUACGCAAUCCAGUUAUCAUGGUGGCGGUUUUAUCCUCCUCGUAACUUUUACUUGGCUUUGGGAUUUUUAUGACCGUAUUUUCCACCAUAAGCCCUUGUCAUUGACAGAAUUUUGCGCUGUGAUAAAUACCUCGCUGCCUUUCUAACGUAUGAUAAAACAAUGCAGCGUCGGUUUAUUCUACGCAAACACCAACCACUCAUGACAACAAAUAUUUAUGCAUGACAAUCGUAGAUAAAGUCCACAGCGUUUUGUGCUCUAUCUGGUCAGCCAUAAGUGUCUCUUCGUUGUAGACAACUGACUAACGCCUGGUUUACGGUUGAGAGGUUUACCUGACUCUUGAUUGAGUUAGCACUAGAAUACCAUGACUACGCCGAGUUUUACAACGACAACACUUUCAAGCCGAUGGCGGUUGUUUGCUCGAAAAUGCAAUACUUACUAAACGGUAACUACUGAAAACUUGAUCGUGAGCUCCAAAGCGCAAACCGCAUUGCGAGCCCAUUAAAUUAAAAUUAUUGCUAGUGAUUAUAUGAGUACGCGCAAGUAAGCAUACCAUUAAGGAUCUUCAAUGGAAUUAAAAAUGGACUAGUGUGCCCAUUCUCAUUGCACGUUCUGCUACCCAUAUCAAAAGUGGAAAUAAUCAUGCUGAUACUCAGCGAGCGGCAGACCAGACAUGAGUUCGCUCUGCAGAAAGGCCAGCGGCAAAUCAUACGGUUGUGUGGCUUUAUCUUAUUCCACAGCGUUUGCAUUUUCAGCGAUGUUAGCACGUGACCUUCGCUCUUCGAAGGCAUCGAGAAGAUUUCGGCUUCGUCAUCUGACCUUUUUAUAUCAGGAUAGGUAGCUGGUACGAGCUAGUUAAAGCAUUCCUACCAUCUAGGUUUCUUUUGUUAUCUACCCGUAUUUGCCUAGUUUUCAGUGUUUCGGGUGCUUUGUGUGAUCUGCCGCAAUUUCUUUCUCCGACCGAUUAUCGUCAAUCGGUCUGACCUUACCUCCUGGUUUUACAGAGGUUCGAAAUGUGUCAAAGCGAAUAGAAGGGCAUGUUAUACGUUUGUUGGACAAAAUUGGACAUCCACCCCCGAAAGAAUGGAGCCACAUUGAUUUUUCCGACAUUUUUGCCGCCACCCAGUUUACACUCCAAAAGUAGAAAUAUCUGGCCUGUCAGACUUUUCCUCCAUCAGUUGGUUUUGGGUUGCUAUCAUAUUACCGAUUGCGAACCUCUAACCGGACAAAUGCCGAAGCAGAAGUUUUCAGCCUUUUAACUCGUAAUGCAAUCGCGAACAUUUCAGUCAUCCAUAAAGACGUGGAGUUCAUAUCCAGGGAAUUUGGUCAGUUAUUUCAUGUAGCCUACCGUUUUAUUUAUCAAAGAUCGGUACUUAAACGAUAACGGCAAAUAUGGUUCGUGUGUUUCUUCGUAAUCCAGUGUAGACGUACGAUUUAGGACAGCAGCAUUGACACCGUAAAGUCCCCAACUACUCGCAACACGCAUACUUAGACGGCAUUCGCUAUAACUGAUUCAGCUAACCUCAUAUUUUAAGUUCGCCGCUGCCUUAAUUUAUUGCCUCCCACUGCAGUCUAUCGGUGGCAGACCCUCGAGCAAAGUCGAACAGGCCAGCCACGGAGCGCUCGAUGUCGGGUUUUGUCACGACUACCAGUGCCUUCAGACUACCACCUCGACGUCGUCGUCCUUCAGCGCCAAGUUUACGUGAGAAGGCAUGAUGAAGGAUUUGGCGCAGCACAUAGUGGGGUUAUCGCAGUUGGCGAGUAUGGAGGGCCAGUUUGCUGGUUUUGUUUCAGUUUUGCUCUAUAGGUGUCCAUUGCAAACGCGUACGGACACAUUCGGAAAAUAAGCACGAGCAUUAUCGAUCAAGCACUUCCAGAUGGUUCAUACCUUAUAGGCAUACGGGCCACGUCUCUUCCGUAUAGGCGGACUGUUAUGGUAUAACCCUGCUGCACUCGUAAUUUGACCGAAUGACUGAUUUUAAACCAAACCCCAGAGGCUUUAAUUAAACUAGACUAAGUCGGGGACUGCCUGCUUGACCGAAUGUCGAUUUCACAUUUACAUCUCCCUUUGGCAGAAUGCGUAAGCAAUGGUCGCUUGUCAUACGCAGUAUUUUCCACACCUGACCAUCAUUCAAUGGAAAUAAUGCUUCGUCACAGCGUCCGCCGGUCACCACACUGGUGCCUUGACGGCUAUUAAACAUCUGUUUGCUUGGAGGUUGUCCAUGAUCCGGGCCGGUUUCGACUAAAACAGACGUAGUUACCGGAUUUUGCGAGUCUUUCAUACUUUUACUUAGUUGGACGCUUAUUCAGUGGGAUAAUAAGAAGAUACUCUCUGCCCUAAAGACGCUUACAGGUCUGGCUUUGGCCUUCUCCUGUCAUGCAAAUUUCUGCACCAAGAUUGACAUCUGUACAAACUUGCAUUUUGAAGGGUUUGACUGUGUUGCUCAUGUGACGAAGUAGAGGAUUUGAAGGGGUCGUAUGUAUAACAUAUCAGGCAGCGUGGUAUUACCGACAAAGCGCCACUGUGCGGCUGCUGGUUGGGCUCGAGAGAGAGCCUCUAAGGCACAACGGGACGAGUCAGUUCCUAAGAAACGAUCGAUGAGCGCUCAUCUCUACCAUACCAGACAGACUCUAUUAGGCCCAUGUAUUUUGCGCUUAUUUGUUGCAAAAAAUUGGAAAAGGAGGCAUCUUUGUUGUGCAAAGCGAAAGUAGACGGUUAUGUAAUGUGAAAGAAUAGAAUUCUAAAGGAGGCAUGAGUCAUCACUGUGAACAUAUUUCCUCUCAUUGUAUAAUGGUUAUUACUUUUUAGAAAGAUUUGCAGGCGCCAGUGUUUCUGUCAAAUUCAAACCCUCCUUCGUCGGCCUGA